AUGUGGCUGCUGUUGGGCCCGUUCGACGGAGAGCAAAAUGACCUCAGCUUUACGAAGACAAAGCUGCUGAAACCCGACUCCAAGUAUCUCGUUGGUCGCAAAGAUGCCCAAAUCCUUGUGCGAAACAAGAAGAUAUCCUCAGAACACGGGGAGUUCGUGGUGGAUUCAUUUUCGGUUGAACAGGCAGGGACGCCAGGCUGUAGGCCGACUCUCACAUACAACAACUUUAAAAAAGAAUGGCUUACAAUUCGGUCAAGCGGGAGGGAACCUCAGCGGAACCCCCAGGGCCAACCAAUCGAGGUUCACAGUGGUGACACUUUGCAGAUUGUGAAUGGAAUUACGGUCCAGUUUGGUAGAGUCCUCUGGAACCCAAUCUGCUGCUAUUCCGGGGCCGCAAAGGCUCAGUUGCCUGUACCGCCCGAGUCGUGCGCUUCACUCGGUGUAAAUUACACGUUUGACCCAGCUAAGGAUGUAACACACCACCUAAUAUCUUCAUACGCUGCAACUCCGACGAUAGCCACCUCUUUGGUUGGAUCGGCCCAGUUCGUCACGCCUGCUUGGCUGCAAGAGGUGGUGCGGCUAGGCACUCUCCCGCUGGACUGUGACCCCUCGUCCGGCGUCCCGCUCGAGGUUUCAUUCGCUCUGCCUCCUGUCAGCAAGUACCGCCCGAGCUUCUCGCCAACCCUUCCCGCAGCGCAAAAAGACUACAGUGUUUGGGAACCUAACGAAGCGCGUUUGAAGAUGUUCCAUAAGUUUCGAUUCCUGUGCGUUGGGGAGAAGCCUAGAGAGGUCCCACUCGAUGUGAGGAACCUUAUCAGCAAGGGAGAGGGGUCAAUCGAGGUGUUUGAAGUCCAUUCGGGUGUGACCAAAUUCCAAAAGGCACUGAAGCGGGGCAGUGUGAAGGAGGGGAAGACGUUGGGUUGUUCUGGGUGA
Molecule: messenger RNA, 933 nt
Organism: Coprinopsis cinerea okayama7#130
Lineage: Eukaryota; Fungi; Basidiomycota; Agaricomycetes; Agaricales; Psathyrellaceae
Exons: 5
Coding region: 1-933 (310 amino acids)
Biological process (GO): mitotic G2 DNA damage checkpoint signaling; double-strand break repair via homologous recombination
Cellular component (GO): Mre11 complex
Molecular function (GO): damaged DNA binding; protein binding
Source: RefSeq, a predicted model, not a curated record